AUGUCUACAAAUAAUAUUAUUACUUGCACUGCCGCCGUCGCUUGGGAACCCUCCAAGGACUUACAGCUAGAAACAAUCCAAGUACUCCCACCUGGCCCAGAUGAAGUAAGAAUGAAAGUUGAUUUCACUGGUGUUUGCCACACAGACGCGUACACUCUCGCUGGCCAUGACAGUGAAGGCAAAUUCCCGUCGAUCCUCGGCCAUGAGGGUGCCGGUGUCGUCGAGAGUGUUGGUGACGGCGUCACCGAUGUAAAGCCCGGUGACCACGUUAUUCCUCUCUACACUGCAGAGUGUAAGGAGUGUAAGUUCUGCAAGUCCGGUAGAACCAACCUCUGCCAAAGAGUGAGAGCCACUCAAGGCCAAGGUGUUAUGCCCGAUGGCACCGUUCGCUUUAAAUGCCGUGGUCAAGACGUUUACCAUUUCAUGGGUUGCUCUACUUUCAGUCAAUACACCGUCGUUAGCAAGCACUCUGUCGUUGCUGUCGAUAAGAGCGCUCCCGCUGAAAAAUCUUGUUUGCUCGGUUGCGGUAUCACCACUGGCUAUGGGGCUGCUACGAAGCAAUCACACAUUAAAGGCGCUAACGUGGCCAUCUUCGGUGUCGGUUGCGUUGGUCUUGCUGCCGUACAAGGCGCUAAAGCUGCUGGCGCUGCGCGUAUUAUCGCUGUCGAUACCAACAAUAAGAAGAAGGAGUUCGCUGAUAAACACGGUGCAACUGACUUUAUUAACCCAUUAGAAAUACACGAUAAAACCAUUCAACAACAUUUGGUUGAAAUCACUGACGGUGGACUGGACUACACCUUCGAUUGCACUGGUAACGUCGGCGUAAUGAGAUCUGCCCUUGAAGCGUGUCACAAGGGAUGGGGUGAGAGUAUCAUUAUCGGUGUCGCAGCCGCUGGAAAGGAAAUUUCUACUAGGCCUUUCCAACUCGUUACAGGGAGAGUGUGGAAGGGCUCUGCUUUCGGUGGUGUUAAAGGUAGAUCUGAACUCCCUGGUAUCGUAUUAGACUACCUCAAUAAGAAGCUGGACGUAGACUCUUUCCACACUCAUUCAAGAUCUUUGGCUGAAAUCAAUGAGGCGUUCCAUGAUAUGCACGGAGAUGUCUUGUACGUUGAUUUAUGA
Molecule: messenger RNA, 1119 nt
Organism: Wallemia ichthyophaga EXF-994
Lineage: Eukaryota; Fungi; Basidiomycota; Wallemiomycetes; Wallemiales; Wallemiaceae
Product: S-(hydroxymethyl)glutathione dehydrogenase
Exons: 3
Coding region: 1-1119 (372 amino acids)
Biological process (GO): formaldehyde catabolic process
Cellular component (GO): cytosol
Molecular function (GO): S-(hydroxymethyl)glutathione dehydrogenase [NAD(P)+] activity; zinc ion binding
Source: RefSeq, a predicted model, not a curated record